GCUUCCGCGCCCCCUGGCGCCAGGCGCGCUCGUCGCAGUUUCCCCGGCACUGGCCCAGGUGCCUCCGCGGGCGGUUUCCCUGGGAACGACCGCCGGAUACCCUGCGGGACGUUUCCCGAAGGAAGAGGCGACCUCUGGGUAACUUCCAGCGUGUUGGGCUCGCUAGGAGUCGGAAGAAGCACCUUCACUAUAUUAUAUUGCUGUUUCCAAUGCAGUAAUCUCCUAGUCUUAAUCUCCUAAGGACAGUAAAAGAAGAAGAUGGAGAAAAGGAAAGAAAAAAAAGAAAAGAAAGAAGAUGAGAGGCAGCAUUUCAGGUGGAUUGGCAGGAGAGGGCACUCAUACCCCUACCCUGAAUUCCCUAUUUAAAUUAGCAAAGGAUGCAGAAACUCAGAAGAAAUGUAUCACAGAAUGCAGGUAUGGAAAGAAUGUGAAGUCAGUACUCAAGGGUCUGUCUGUCUUUUAGUUCUUCCAGAGUGCUAAAAAACCCAUACCUCAUAUGGAAAACAUUGCCUUUUAAAAACUAUUAUAUGAAAACAAUUUAUAUGAAAAAGAUAGUUUUAAUGUCUGAAUAAAAGUAUAUGUUCACUUACUUAUUCCCUAGAUAUUUCUGAGUGUCUCUAGAUGCUAAGCACUUUGCUGGACACUGGAUAUAAACCAUAAUAACCAUGGCAUGUGUCCUCAUGAAAUUCACAUUUAUGAGAAACAGUGGGAGCCUCUCUGGACUCUUUUAAAAUUUAUUCACUCAAUGAGGCACUAUUUGAAGAACUUUAUUUUCAUCAGCAAACAAAACCAACAGCUCUCUACCCUCAUGGAACUUCUAUCCUAGUAGAAUAGAAUAGGCAGACAGUAAACACGAUAAAUGUGCUAAUCACGGGGUAUAUUCAAACCCCAUAAAUGGUGUAGAGAAAAUGCAAAAGCCAAGCAGGGUAAGGGGAUCUGGAGUGCUGUUGGGAGGGUGGCGGGCAGGGGCAGUAAGUAGUUUUAAGUAGGGUGAUCAACUAUUGAGAAGACAGUUGAGCAAGCUUGGAAGAAGUGAAGGAGACCCUCAGAUAUCUAGAGGAAGAACAUUUCAAGCAGGAAGACCCACCAUCACCAAGCCUUUAAGCUUCAACUAUGCCUGAUGUGUUUAUGAAAAAAAAAGAAAAGGACACAAGUGUAGAAGAGAUUAAUCCGCAGCUAUCACUGUCAUCAGUGGGCAAAUUGGCAUAAACAGGCCUCCACAAGUGGAAAAACAUUUAACCCUUCUGCUUGUUACACUCUGGAUCCUCUCAGUAGCCAGAAAACAGAAAGAAAAUCUUACUGUCCAUGAGCGAAGGGUAAAACCAAGAGUGCAGCACCGACCUGAAGCAUCUCUUCAGGCGGAGCCUGAAAUUUGAAGAUUUUCUUUCCUGUUGGAGACUCCAAAUAAAUAGAAAAAAAGCUAUCCAAGAUGACUGUCACUUACUCCAGUAAAGUAGCAAAUGCGACCUUUUUUGGAUUUCAUAGGUUACUUCUCAAGUGGAGAGGCAGCAUCUACAAACUCCUAUACAGGGAAUUUAUUGUUUUUGCUGUUCUUUACACAGCAAUAAGUUUGGUGUACAGAUUGUUACUUACAGGAGCCCAAAAACGUUACUUUGAAAAAUUAUCAAUUUACUGUGACAGAUAUGCUGAACAAAUUCCAGUAACCUUUGUGCUUGGAUUUUAUGUUACUUUAGUAGUGAACCGAUGGUGGAACCAGUUUGUGAAUCUGCCCUGGCCUGACAGGCUGAUGUUCCUCAUCUCCAGCAGUGUCCACGGAAGUGACCAGCAUGGACGCCUUCUCAGAAGGACACUGAUGCGUUAUGUAAAUCUCACAUCCCUGCUCAUCUUCCGCGCUGUGAGCACGGCUGUAUACAAAAGGUUUCCAACAAUGGACCACGUAGUUGAAGCAGGUUUUAUGACAGCAGAUGAAAGGAAAAUAUUUGACCACCUCAAAUCUCCUCAUCUGAAAUACUGGGUUCCAUUCAUCUGGUUUGGUAAUCUUGCAACUAAAGCCCGAGAUGAAGGUAGAAUCAGAGACAGUGUUGAUCUUCAAUCAUUGAUGACUGAAAUGAAUCGAUACCGCUCUUGGUGCAGCCUCUUAUUCGGUUAUGACUGGGUUGGGAUUCCACUGGUUUACACACAGGUUGUCACUCUUGCUGUCUACACCUUCUUCUUUGCAUGCCUGAUUGGACGCCAGUUUUUGGAUCCCACCAAAGGCUACGCGGGGCAUGACUUAGAUCUUUACAUUCCAAUCUUUACUCUCCUACAAUUCUUCUUCUAUGCAGGAUGGCUCAAGGUGGCUGAGCAGCUUAUCAAUCCUUUUGGAGAAGAUGAUGAUGAUUUUGAAACUAACUGGUGCAUUGAUAGAAAUUUACAGGUCUCUCUUUUAGCUGUGGAUGAAAUGCAUAUGAGCUUACCCAAGAUGAAGAAGGACAUUUACUGGGACGAUUCUGCUGCUCGACCACCAUACACACUGGCAGCAGCUGAUUACUGCAUACCCUCAUUUCUAGGGUCAACAAUCCAAAUGGGGCACUCUGAGUCUGACUUCCCUGGCGAGGAGUGGCUGUGGGACUAUGAGAAGCACGGCCAACGGCAUUCGAUGAUCAGGAGAGUCAAGCGAUUCCUGAGUACCCACGAGCACCCCGCCAGCCCCAAGAGGAGGAGCUUUGGGAGGCAGGCUAGCGACAGCUCCAUGUUAUUCCCGCUCAGCCCAGCUCGCGACCUGCUAGACGUGCCCUCAAGAAACCCCCACAGAGCUUCGCCCACUCGGAAACAGUCCCCCUCCCUCGAGAGCAGUCCCAAGAUGCACUCCAGCAUGGGAGAGCUGUCCACAAUCAGGGAGACCAGCCGGACCAGCACUCUGCAGAGCCUGACCCCGCAGUCCAGUGUGCGGACCUCCCCCACCAAAAUGCCACAGGUCCCCGAGGUACUGGUCACCAAUGCUGAAGCUCCAGAGCCCUCUUACGAAGGCCACCACCAUGACUCUGCUACCUCCAUCUUGAGCUUAGAGUUCACUGGAGUUCAACCCAGCAGGACUGGGCAGCAGGAGGACCCAGCAGGACUCCUGGCCCCCUCCGAAAAGGGGACACCUCCUCUGGGGCCUAUUCCUCAGACUGGUCCAGAUAGCAACGAGAGACAUCUUUUUCUGUUCGAGGAAGACUCAACUGAGGAUAGGUUCCCCAAAAGGUGGAGUCUCCCAGAGUUCCACGAGUCUAACCACAUCUCCCUGGCAAACCUAGGUCCAGAUCCCCUGAGCCCCGUGCCCGCUCUGUUGAUCGACACAGAAACGUCCUCGGAGGCCAGUGGAACCAACUAUGGGGUCGGCUCUGGAGUCUCUCCUGAUAUGCUGUACUUAAUGGAAAACCUGGACACCCAGGAAACCGAUAUCCUAGAAUUUAACAACCAGCAAACGGGGGGAAUGCCACAAAGUUCUAGGACCUAGUUCUAGCCUAGAUUCGUACUUUACCAAAAGCUCAGCAUUAGUCCCAGAAUACCCAAAGGGCUCGUCUUUUUUUUUUUUUUUUUAAUC
Molecule: messenger RNA, 3529 nt
Organism: Ictidomys tridecemlineatus (thirteen-lined ground squirrel)
Lineage: Eukaryota; Metazoa; Chordata; Mammalia; Rodentia; Sciuridae
Source: RefSeq, a predicted model, not a curated record